Messenger RNA from Aplysia californica (California sea hare), 948 nucleotides. RefSeq lists its product as uncharacterized. The record is from RefSeq and is a predicted model, not a curated record. The transcript has a single exon. Lineage: Eukaryota; Metazoa; Mollusca; Gastropoda; Aplysiida; Aplysiidae. Bases 1 to 948 code for a protein of 315 amino acids.
AUGUCGAAGGCCGUCUACAACCGUCUCAGUCCUCGUCCAAAGCUGAAAACAACGUCUGCAGUUCUUCGCAGUCCUGGUGGAAUUAUAAGGAGCGGGGGGGAAUUUAUCGCGACUACGCAGCAUUACAAUCGCAACUUUGCGUUCCGUGUUUUCGUCCUUGACGUCGACACCGACUGUCUUCUCAGUCGCGACGCCGCAGCUCGUCUGGGACUGAUCUCUCGAGACAGAAUAGACUCCGCCAUCCUCGUGUUUGGCGAUGUGGGACCUAAACCUAUACGCUGCGAGCCAGUGAAAAUCAUCUUGAAAGACGAUGCACAGCCAUACUCUGUGAACGUCGCACGUCGGAUUCCCAUUCCACUCAUGGACGAAGUUAAAGCUGAACUAGACCGCAUGGAAGCCGCAGGUGUCAUUGAGAAGAUCAGCGCUCCAACUGACUGGUGCGCGCCGAUGGUCCCGGUCAGAAAAAGGUCUGGUAGUGUUAGAAUCUGCACAGAUCUGAAAAAGCUCAACCUAUCGGUGAAGCGUGAACGAUUCAUGCUGCCCACCAAAGAAGACAUCUUGUACAAACUCAGCGAAUCAAACAAGUUCAGUAAGCUUGAUGCAACUUCAUCCUUUUGGCAGUUGGCACUGGACGACGACUCCGCGAAGCUGACCACUUUCAUUACACCGUUCGGUCGGUACUUCUACAGACGUCUCUGCUUUGGAAUCACCUCUGCGCCUGAGAUAUUUCAGCGUACGAUGCAAGACAUUCUAGUGGGCAUAGACGGUGUAGAGUGCUUUAUGGAUGAUAUCCUGCUGCACACGGAUGGUCAGGAGAAACAUGAUAAGCUGAAGAAGGAAGUCUCCCAGCGGCUAAAGGAGCGUGGGGUCAAGUUGAAAAAAUCCAAGUGCAGUUUGACAAGGACGAAAUCGAUUUUCUUGGCCACAUCAUUAGCGGGAAGGGUGUAA